CAUGACUUAUUUAUCCAACCCGCCUCCCUAGCGAAAAAACAUACUACAUCAUACUACGUAUUGGUCCUUUCACCUGACGCCCUUCUUAGCUAAGCUGUUUUCUGAGGUAGGGCAGAAUUCUGGUUUUCAAGCCAUGAUGUUGCGGUCAGGCGUGCCUCCAGCAAGUGUCUUCAGGUUGGGUGGCGGAUGGCAGUCUAGAUGUUUGGUGCUUAGUGCCUCGCAGUUCCAGCACAUUCUGAAUGAUCCCGGGCGGACCAGCGAGGCUUUUGUGGGUCAUUCGGGGCAUGCAUUGUCCUUGUUGUCCGGGGUGCGUCGCGGAAUGAUCCUGCAAGACUUUUGCAAGAAGGAGCUGGCACGGCUACAUCCACACAGCACAAUCGAUGAGCCGACCACAGCAAGCCAUUGUGAUGGAGCUCGCAGGUCAGCCAGCAACGCACUGUAUGACUUCAUGUUGGAUGGCCGUGCAAUUAAAUGCAGAAGUGCACAACUGUCUUGGGACAAAGCUAACAAUCAUUGGCGUGCAAUAUUUCACAAAGUCAAGAUCCCAUGCUCAGGUUUUCGGGAUGAGGCUCCAUUUGAUGAUUUGUACUUGACGCUCUUCAGCCCAGAUCGCUUGCACAUCAUCAGGCACGACCUUCAGACCGGAGUUUCAUCGACUGGCAAGCGAACAGAAAGCCAGGGUCAUAGGAUUUCCGUUCAAGGCACACGGGGGCAAGAAUGUUGGCAAACGGCGCGGCAUCAAAUCCUGAACAAGUUCCUGACAAAAGGUUGCGAACUCGUGUCUUCUGUGGAUUUGUCAGAUGUUGAAGUCAGCAACUGGCUAACACAGCAAAUCGAAGGACUGACAGCACCCCAGGAUCAUGCCUACCAGGGGGUGCCAUUGAGCCAAAUGGCACCACAACUACGCGGCUUGCGAAUUGAAGAGAUUGCAUUUGAAGUGGAUCGGAUUCUACAUCCAACUUGUUCAUUUUCACGAGCUUCAUUGGAAGUAGACUGGGUUCGUGCGGGGGUGAGAGUGGAAUUCAAGAGCACGCAAAUGUGGCAUAACAAAGUGCGAGGGAAUUGGCGAUGCUCUUGGCAGAACAUCAAGUGUGCUAGCCGUGGUGUUCGUGAUCGCGACCUUUUCGAUGAGCUUUGGCUUGCAAUCUAUAGCCCCCGUGGCAUUCAUAUCUUGAAACAUCCUGGUGGUGAAGUCCGUUUCAGCCUCCAUGGCUUGCAAGGGCAGGAUGAUGGGCAGAGGAUACAGGUCUUCUGCAGCCAAAAUGUGAUUGACGUCUGGGAGGCUCUUGAUGAAAUGCUCAAAAAGCUGGGGGAAUGGGGCUGCCAGCAUUUGGUGACAAUCCUGUGGUGAUUUCACAGACAAUAUUUCACUGCUUUUCCGCAGAUGUGAUUUUUCUUAUAUUAUUUCAUUGUCCUGCCUCAAGGCGGCCUCUGUCAACCCGGUAGUGAUGGCAGCAGCCAAAAGCAACUUCUCUGCGGCCUCGACACUAGUGCAACGCAGUGCAGCCCACCAGGUGCUCCUGAAUCUGCAAUUGGUAUCAAUUGGUGCGUGCGUGAAAAGUGUGAACUACUCCCCAAACAGAGAGACAGGUGAUUUGUUGUUCAAGUCUGUAGGGUCUUCAGCCAGUCACUGCUGAGAUGCAUGUUUGAUGACCCUGGGCUGCAAAAGGAUUGGCAUGGGCAUAUUAGACUGGCAUUGCGCUGGAUUGAGGCAAUCCUUGUCGGAGCGGCUUUUGGAACAACAUCCAUUGGCAUCAAAGAAGUUUGAAUCAUGAGUCUGUCAUCUUGCUGUAGGAUGAGGGCUUACCCAACACGUACAUGUAGAUCAUGUAGGUCAUAUACAAAGAAGCAAGUCUUGGC
Messenger RNA from Durusdinium trenchii, 1860 nucleotides. The record is from the annotation of a GenBank genome assembly. NCBI's taxonomy places the organism in Eukaryota, Dinophyceae, Suessiales, Symbiodiniaceae.